This is a messenger RNA of Octopus sinensis (East Asian common octopus), 753 nucleotides long. Its product is annotated as histone H1-delta. The transcript has a single exon. The record is from RefSeq and is a predicted model, not a curated record. Gene Ontology annotation, molecular function: nucleosomal DNA binding; double-stranded DNA binding; structural constituent of chromatin. Bases 123 to 698 code for a protein of 191 amino acids. NCBI's taxonomy places the organism in Eukaryota, Metazoa, Mollusca, Cephalopoda, Octopoda, Octopodidae. Gene Ontology annotation, biological process: chromosome condensation; nucleosome assembly; negative regulation of DNA recombination. Gene Ontology annotation, cellular component: nucleus; nucleosome.
UUAACUUUACGAAGGGAUGAAUUUGACGUUUGUUCUUGUGAACUUACCAACUAACUUCGUAGCCCGAAUUUUGGUCCUCAACGAAGUAUUUUCUUUUCUUUACAUCAAUUAACUGAUCAAUCAUGUCUGACGCCGCUGCACCCGCCGCACCCGCUCCCGCUGCUCCCAAAGCUAAGAAAGUAAAAAAGGUGAAGAAAGCUUCGAGCCAUCCUCCCUACAUUGAUAUGAUUAAGGAAGCCAUUGUGAAGAGCGGAGAAAGAAAGGGUCUCUCUCGUCAAGGGAUCGUUAAACACAUUGGAGCCAACCACAGUGUAAAUACCCAAGAUAAUGUCCUCCUGAAACAAAUUAAUUUGGCGCUUAGGAGAGGUGUCAUCAACAAUGUUCUGAAACAGCUGAAAGGAGUUGGAGCUUCUGGUUCUUUUAAACUUGCCCCUGGUAAAAAAGAAGAGGCCAAGAAGAAGAAGAAACCGGCAUCAGCUAAACCAAAAGUGAAGAAACCUAAGACAGCCGCUAAGAAAAGUGGCGCUAAGAAAGCCAAGAAAAGCCCAGCAAAGAAGGCAGCUAAGAAAUCAGCCGCUAAGAAACCGGCUAAGAAAGCUGCUAAGAAACCCGUUAAGAAACCCGCUAAGAAACCCGCCGUUAAGAAAACUGCCGCCAAGAAGAAGCCUGCCAAGAAGGGUGCAGCCAAGAAAAAGUAAACGAACUUUACAACAACAAAAAAAGACUUUAUUACAGACUUGUAAAUAUCCAAUU